AUGAUGAUUGACGCUGCAUGUCGCCAAUCUUCCUACUUAUUACCAUUAUUAACAAAUACAGGUAACGGUUGUAAUAAAAUGAAGAGAAAUUCAGCAAAUGAUAAUGAAGAUGAGUUAACAUCAAAAUCGGAUUUGGAAACAAAAGCAAAUAAUCAUAAGAAUAUUUUACCACCACGAAAGAAACUUAAAUUUGGCGUCGAUACUAUUCUUGAAACACAUUUAGAUAAUGAAUCGAAAGAUGAAUCAAAACGUGAAGUUCGCGCAUAUGUUGCCUCUCCUGUUUCUCCGAGUUCAUCGGUAUCAUCAAAUGAACCGUCAUCAGCUAAAUCGCCAUUAUUCAAACCUCCGUUCCCCGCACAUCACAAUAGUAGCUCGCCGAUAUCGGAUCAAUCUUCUUUACCCUCUUCAGCAUUACUUCGCCAUUCUAUUUAUGGAUCAUCAAUGUAUUUACCAUUCAACUGUUUCACAUCAAACAAUAAUAACAAUACCAACAGCAUCAGUGGCAACAACAACAAUAACAGUAAUAGUAUUACUGGUUCAGAACGAGAUCAUAACAAUGAACAAAUGCAUCAAAGUCUUCUUCAAGAUCGUCUUUUUCUUCAAAUGGCUUCAGCUAAUCGACAACAUCACUUAUCAUUCGAUGGUCAUCCUUCGCCACCCAAUGGUUUAUGGCGCCCUACAUUACGACCAUUUAUAGGUAAUCAACCAGGUAGUUAUUUCGGUAAUAAUGGUUCAUCGUCUGUACCUUCGUCAACACCGUCGUUGUUGAAUGGCGCGGCGCAACAGAAUGGACUGUAUCUUCCUCCUCCGCCUUCAAGUAUAUUUUGGCCAUUGGGUCUUCGAAGUAAACCACGUCGUGGCAUGCUGCGACGAGCUGUUUUUUCUGAUCAACAACGUAAAGGUUUGGAAUUGGCAUUUAUUAAACAGAAGUACAUUAGUAAGCCUGAGAGAAAAAAACUAGCUCAACGCCUCGGACUGAAAGAUUCUCAGGUUAAAAUAUGGUUUCAAAAUCGUCGAAUGAAAUGGCGAAAUACGAAAGAACGAGAAUUACUAACAUCAAGUUCAACCAAUAAUAAUAACAAUAAUAACUUCACCGAUGGUACAGAGUCCACCUCAUCCACGAAGAAUUCAACUAGUAAUGAUAAGAAUGAUCUAUGCGCUUUGUCAAAUGAUUGUUGUGAUUGUCAACAACAACAUCAUCCUCAUCAUUUGAAAGAAGAUUCGAUGAAUUUUCGUCCUUCGGCGAGUGUUCAUGAUGAUGAAACGAACAAUUCCGAUAUUGAUGUUAAUAAUGAUGAUUCAAGCAAUUCGGAAGAUGAUGAGGAUGAAGAUGAGGAUUCCAGAAGACAAUAA
Messenger RNA from Adineta ricciae, 1353 nucleotides. NCBI's taxonomy places the organism in Eukaryota, Metazoa, Rotifera, Eurotatoria, Adinetida, Adinetidae. The record is from the annotation of a GenBank genome assembly.